AAAUGGUCAACGUCUACUCCUCUGUCGCUGCUCUCGCUCUGUUUGCCAACUCUGCUGCUGCCAGCACCAAAUGGUCUGUCUGGACAGAUGCUGCCUGCACAGCUUCCACUGGUAUCUCACAGACUCUUAACGAUGGUCAGUGUUACUCUCCCACUGAUUUCUGUUCCGUACUUGGUUCCAACUCCACCUCGUGUAUUGAAAAAACCAAGGCGAUGGGUAUGGUCUCUUUCAAGGAAACUGUUCAAGGAUCUUUGCUAUCUAUCAUGUCCUACAACUGCACUGGAUGUGGACCUUGUGCUGGCAGCGCAGUCCCCUUCCCUUGUGGACAAUGUAUUUCUACAGGAAUGUUGAUCGGUGCUGGGCCUAGCGCCUACUUCAAAGCGGAUUGCUCUGCUACUUCUACUACCAUCCCUACUGGAUCGCCUGCUGCUGGUGCUGCCGGCUCCUCAAAAAGCAGCGGUGUGCGCUCCUCUCCCUUAUUGGCUGGCGGUGUGUUUGUUGCCACAUUAAUCACUGCAUUCGCCAUGGUGCUUUAGUAUCUGUAACUGCCAACGUUGACCUCGAUCUCUGAAUGUUAUCCAACCCUUGACAUACUGUUGACUAUGAGUGCUCUUGACACUUGAGCUAUUUUUAUCUUAAGCCAUAAUUAAAAAUGUUUUCUCAAUUUCAUUUC
This is a messenger RNA of Batrachochytrium dendrobatidis JAM81, 673 nucleotides long. RefSeq lists its product as uncharacterized. The transcript has a single exon. The record is from RefSeq and is a predicted model, not a curated record. Lineage: Eukaryota; Fungi; Chytridiomycota; Chytridiomycetes; Rhizophydiales. Bases 3 to 536 code for a protein of 177 amino acids.